Molecule: messenger RNA, 1809 nt
Organism: Penicillium bovifimosum
Lineage: Eukaryota; Fungi; Ascomycota; Eurotiomycetes; Eurotiales; Aspergillaceae
Gene: nar1
Product: iron-sulfur cluster assembly protein NAR1
Exons: 2
Coding region: 1-1809 (602 amino acids)
Biological process (GO): iron-sulfur cluster assembly
Cellular component (GO): cytosolic [4Fe-4S] assembly targeting complex
Molecular function (GO): 4 iron, 4 sulfur cluster binding
Source: RefSeq, a predicted model, not a curated record
AUGAGCGCGAUCCUGUCAGCAGACGACUUGAAUGAUUUCAUCUCGCCGGGGGUCGCGUGUAUCAAACCAGUUGAAACACUUCCACAGAAAUCGACAGCGAAUCAAGAGCACACUUAUGAAGUGACAACGGAAGACAAAGUUCAGCCCGAGGAUCUACCACCCGCCCAGAUUUCUUUAACGGACUGCCUCGCGUGCUCUGGCUGCGUUACCUCUGCCGAAGCAGUGUUGAUUUCACUCCAGUCUCACGCAGAGGUUCUCAAUGUCCUUGACGCUUACCCAGAAAUUCCUUUGACGCAUGAGCACCAUGGAACGGCAAUCAAUGAAUUCGAAGACUCCGGAGAGAGCAAGAUCUUUGUGGCCAGCGUCAGCCCACAAGUCAGAGCAAGUCUGGCAGCAGCCUACGGAAUUUCAGAGAAAGAAGCGGGGUACAUAGUCGACCAGUUACUCAGUGGUCCGCAGGGCUUGCGAAGUGGAGGCAAACACGGCAGUGGGUUUACCUGGGUUGUAGACACCAAUGCUAUGCGGGAAUCCGUGCUGGUGCUCACCGCAGACGAGGUAUCGGACUCUCUCGACUCGCAGGACUCGACGGCAGCGGGCCAGACAGAUGACUCUCUUGCCAAACGACCUAUAUUAUCAUCAGCAUGUCCUGGGUGGAUUUGUUACGCUGAAAAGACACACCCUUUCAUUCUUCCACACCUUUCUCGACUCAAGUCCCCACAGGCUCUGUCGGGUACAUUCCUCAAGACCGUUUUGAGCAAGUCCCUCGGAAUUCACCCUUCUCGGAUAUGGCAUUUAGCAGUCAUGCCAUGCUUCGACAAGAAGCUGGAAGCCAGUCGAGAGGAACUCACAGAUGUGUCAUGGCGACACGAAGAUACAUCGGACUCUGCAGCACCGCCAGUUCGCGACGUAGACUGUGUGAUUACUGCUCGUGAGCUUCUGACUUUAGCUUCGUCUCGGGGAACCUCGUUGCGAACCCUGCCCUUGCAACCUCUACCCUCAUAUUUUACCCCACCCUUCCCCGAGAGAAGCCUCGAAUCUUUUGUCUCCAAGGUAUCUCGCGCAGAACAAUCGCUUGCCACAGGUACCUCUGGAGGUUAUCUGCACCAUGUCCUCAUGAACUUCCAAGCUCGCAACCCGGGCAGUGAACUUGUGAUCAACCGCGGACGCAACGUCGAUGUUGUAGAGUACGUGCUCAUGUCCCAAGAGAAGCAACCCAUCUUAAAAGCGGCUCGCUACUACGGCUUCCGAAACAUCCAGAACCUCGUACGGAAGCUCAAGCCCGCGCGAGUAUCGCGGCUUCCCGGCGCAAAACCCACCGUCAGACCCGCCGCAGGUCGGCGCCAGCCGGUGUCCCGCAAUGUUGCGUCCACAGGCGGCUCGGGAUCGGACUAUGCCUAUGUGGAAGUCAUGGCCUGCCCUGGUGGGUGCACGAACGGCGGUGGCCAGAUUCGAGUGGAGGAUGCCAGAGAGGUCCUUGGUCCUUCUCAGGGAGAGCCGCUAGAUGCGUCUAUCAAGCCAUCACCACACGAGCAGCGUGCAUGGCUUGCUCGUGUUGACGAGGCAUACUAUUCCAUGGAAUCUGAGUCCGAGGCUGAGAUGGAGCCCGAGACUCGACUUCCAUUAGCUAAAAAGGAGGCCAAAAUUCACGAUGACUUGCAGCGCUGGUCAGACUAUAUGGAUAUCCCGCUCUCCAAGCUCGUCUACACUACCUACCGCAAGGUAGAAAGUGAUGUUGGCAAGGAUCAAACACCGGCCAACGAUACUAGUCGCGUUGUGGAGCUUGCAGGCAAGAUUGGGGGCGGUUGGUAG